Podarcis raffonei (Aeolian wall lizard) is the source of this 1500-nucleotide messenger RNA. It is a transcript of the gene CTSA, whose product is annotated as cathepsin A. NCBI's taxonomy places the organism in Eukaryota, Metazoa, Chordata, Lepidosauria, Squamata, Lacertidae. The transcript has 14 exons. Gene Ontology annotation, molecular function: serine-type carboxypeptidase activity. The coding region runs from base 1 to 1452 and encodes 483 amino acids. Gene Ontology annotation, biological process: proteolysis. The record is from RefSeq and is a predicted model, not a curated record.
AUGCCGCCUCUUCUCGCUGCUGCUGCCGCCUCUCCGCUGCUGCUGCUGCUGGUGCUUCUCCUCUGCGGCGCUGCCCAAGCGGCGCCCGCCGGGCACGAGGUCACCUACCUGCCGGGGCUGGCCAAGCAGCCCGCCUUCAAGCACUACUCGGGCUACCUGGACGCCGAGAGCGACAAGCACCUGCACUACUGGUUCGUGGAGGCGCAGGGCAAGGGCAACGCAAACAAGCCCCUCGUGCUGUGGCUGAACGGUGGGCCCGGAUGCAGCUCCAUCGCCGGCCUCUUGACAGAGCAUGGGCCCUUCACGAUUCAGCCUGAUGGAUCCACUCUGGGAUACAACAGCUAUGCCUGGAACAAGCUGGCGCACAUCCUGUACUUGGAGUCCCCCGUUGGGGUGGGCUACUCCUACUCCGAUAGCCAAGACUACCGGACCAACGACACCGAGGUGGCUCGCGUGAACUACCUGGCCUUGAAGGAGUUCUUGCGCCUCUACCCGGAGCACAGCAGCAAGGACCUCUUCCUCACCGGGGAGAGCUACGGCGGGAUCUACAUCCCCACGCUGGCGCAGUUGGUCAUGCAGGACCCCAGCCUCAACUUGAAGGGAAUCGCAGUGGGCAACGGACUCUCCUCCUACGAGACCAACGACAACUCCCUGGUUUACUUCGCCUACUACCACGGCCUUUUGGGGAGCAGGCUCUGGUCGGACUUGCAGGCCUCGUGUUGCUCUGGCGGGAAAUGCAACUUCCACGACAACAAGAACCUGAACUGCACUCUUGGGAUGGCGGAGGUGAUCCGUAUUGUGGACGAGUCCGGCCUCAACAUCUACAACCUGUAUGCCCCGUGUGCUGGCGGAGUGCCGGGAAGCUACAGGUACAAUGAUGGGAUGCUGGUCAGCUACGACCUGGGCAACAACUUCAUUCGGCAGCCGCUUCGUUCCUCUUGGCGGGAGUUCCUGCUCACCUUGCCGGUCUCAAGUAACAAGGCUCGCCUGGACCCCCCCUGCAUCAACACCUCGUCCCCCACCACCUACAUGAACGACCCCCAGGUGCGCAAGGCCUUGCACGUGAAGGACAAUGCCCCGGAAUGGCAAAUGUGCAGCUUCCCCGUCAGCCGGGGUUACAAGCGCAUCUACAUGACGAUGAACGACCAGUACCUGAAACUGCUUGGCACCAUGAAAUACCGCAUCCUGAUCUACAACGGCGACGUAGACAUGGCCUGCAACUUUCUGGGGGACGAGUGGUUCGUGGACUCCUUGCGCCAGAAGGUGCAAGUGGCCCGGCGGCCCUGGAUCUACACCGAUGAGAAUGGGCAGGACCAGAUUGGCGGCUUCGUGAAGGAGUACACCAACAUCUCCUUCCUCACCGUCAAGGGAGCAGGUCACAUGGUGCCUUCGGACCGCCCAAGACCCGCCUUCAACAUGUUCCAGCGCUUCAUCACGGGGCAGCCCUUCUAGCCCUUGCCUCGUGGCGCCCUCUUCUGCCUCCGAGGGGAACUGCGUCCU